AUGCCCACUCUCAAGAAUAUCCUUCCCAUUCUCCUCCUCGCUUUUCCUAUGGCCAUGGCAAAUGUCGGUAAUGAUUAUCCCCAAUCACCGUCGGAUUCACAAGAACGAGAUUUCAACUCCGGACAGAAGAAUGCUGUUACCAUUCACGUAAUUAUCAGCGUGAUCAUCCUCGUGGUUUUCGUCGUUAUUAUAGUAACCUUGACAACGAUCGGUUCAAGGAGACGAAGACAAAGACAAAGACACACGCAAUCCGCGGGAAUGAUAUACAAUAGACCGGGAGCGAAUGCGGCGGCUCCACCUUAUAGUGUUACGGAUGAUGUGAAUUUGCCGGCCUAUUCUUAUGCGCCGGCAAACGGGGAAACAGUUGUCUCUCAGCAAUCAUCGGGGAUCGCGCAGCCAGCACCAGCGCAUGUUUCGAAGGAUGUGGUUUGA
Messenger RNA from Botrytis byssoidea, 432 nucleotides. RefSeq lists its product as uncharacterized. Bases 1 to 432 code for a protein of 143 amino acids. NCBI's taxonomy places the organism in Eukaryota, Fungi, Ascomycota, Leotiomycetes, Helotiales, Sclerotiniaceae. The transcript has a single exon. The record is from RefSeq and is a predicted model, not a curated record.